CUCACAUGACCAUGACGCACAUUCUCUGCGACGUCCACCGGCUAUCCAUGUGAAUGUCGCCUUUUUCAACUUGCGAGAUAAUAUUGAAAGCUCUCUCUCUCUCUCACUCACUCUCUCGCUCUAUCUAUUUCUCUCUCUCUCAUAAGUAGUGAUGAUGUGGUUGCCGCUUGAAGACUUGUGAGCUGACAGUGGUUUGCUAGGCCGACUGGUUGCAUAGAUGACAAUGAGGAUGUUGUGUCGCUUGGCCUGGGUAUUGCCCCGCUCCUCCAGAGGUUCCUCAGUUGCCUCUGCCCUCGUCCAGGCCUCUACAGCCCAGCCUGCAGAGCUGCUGUUCCCCCAGGCUGGAACCAGGCCUCUGGUGGCAGCAAGAGGCCUGUGUGACCGACACGGCUUGGCCAGAGAGGAAGAAAGCGGCUUUACGUUCAAGCGCACCCAGCUCGACGAGCAGGUCAGCAGCGCCAAAUCACCAGAGGAAGUGCUGCGACUGUGGAAGGCACACAGUGGCUCUGCCAACCAGGCCGCAAUGUGUCUGGCCCAAGUUAGCCGGCUGGCUCUGGAGAAGAGUGCUGAGGAGAGGAGGCAGCUGGUGAAUGACCCUAGCUGUGCCGCGCUCCUGAAUACAGUUAGCACUCAGGUUCCAUCAGUGUGGAACGGAACGCUGGUGAGCGCGCUCCGUGCCGCCUCCCAGCUGGACGUGCCCCCCGGAGACGCUGUGCUGCGCUCUCUCCAGAUGGAGGCGCUGUGGCGCGUGCGCCGCUUCUCCUACAAGCAGCUGGCCUUCCUGAUGGAGUGGGCGGUGUCGGAGCAGGCGCGGCUGGCGAGGCAGGGCCAGGGCCAGAGCCAGGGAGAGGCCCCGGGGCUGGCCAAUGAGCUGGCCAAGCAGCUGGAGCUGCGCUGGACGGAGCUGAGCGAGCCGAGGACAGUCAGUAUGCUGAUGGGCAGGGCCGCCCACCUACCGCCAACGCUUAUCGAGAAACUGGAGGAUAAGGCCCUGGAGCUGGCGGAGCACUUUGUGGCGGAGGACAUCCGCAGGGUGGCACAGGCGCUGGCGUCUCAGAACCGUCGGACGGUGCCCUUGCUCAGGGCACUCUCCUACCACCUGCUGCAGAGACCCUCCAAGGAGCUCAGCACCCCCCUGCUGCUGGACGCGGCUUACGCUUACGGUAAACUCAACUUUCACCAAACUCAGGUAUUCCAACGCAUUGCGGCCGAGCUGUUGCCUAGGACACCUGACCUGAGCUCAACUGAUGUGACACGCUGCGCCAAGUCCUUUGCCUUCCUGAAGUGGCUCCACCUGGCACUCUUUGAAGCCUUCACAGAGCACUACGUGGCCAACAGUGAGAAGUACAGCACACUGCAGCUAUGUAACCUACUCAUGUCUCUAGCGAAGCUCAACUUCCAGCCAAGCAAAGGAGAGGCCUUCUUCAGCAAGGUGCACUCUGCUCUGAAGGCGACCCUGCCCCGUCUGGAGCCCUUCCUGCAGGUGGACGUGGUGUGGUCCCUGUGUGUGAUGCAGCAGGCCAGACCGGAGUACAUCACCGCCCUCACACAGACCAGCCUCCAGGAGAAACUACCAGAAGGCAGUGCGGCCCGUGUGGAGAGCUACCGCGUGAAGCUGCUGCACAUCAUGAUGGAGGGGAGCCUGGGUGGACUGGGCUGCUGCGUCCCCACCGCGUCCUCUGAGCCCGCCCGCACGUCACCGCCGUCACCGCUACAGACGGCCCUCCACGCCGCACUCACAAGCCUGACCGACUCCAAGCCCAACACCCUGCGCACCUCCGUCGCCACCUGCUAUGGCUGGACUCUAGAUGGUGAGCUGAUUUUAGAUUCUGAGAAUAAGCCGAUCGAGCUGAAUGCUCUCACUGCCCCACACUUACCUGGAGGAGGCGGGGAUAAGCCCUUACCUGAUGGAGCACGAAGGAUGGGGUUUGUGGCGUGGGAGUUCCCUAACUUCAUUCUGAGAAGCAAAGAACUCCUUGGGCGCUUUGCGAUGCAGAAACGACACCUCCAGCUAGCGGGUUUCCUUGUUGUCGAGGUGCCAUACUAUGAAUGGCUGGAGUUGAAAAGUGAUUGGCAGAGGGUGGCCUACCUGAGGGACAAGAUGGGCAAGGCCGUGGCUGAAGAGAUGGCCAAGUGAGCGGACGUGACCGCAGAGCCUGCUUCACCUGACCAGGGAUCAGACCCGAGGGCUUCAGCACGGAGGAGUGACCCUGAGCACCGCCAUCAAAGGCCCCCAUCUACAGAAGGGGCCCACAAGACCCCACAGUGUUUCAUCAGAAACCUUUCUUUUUUUUAAAAAACAAAGCAAACAGAAUGCCAAAUACUACAGCACUGAAGCAGAAGCAGGACUUUUUUUGUGUGUUACAUCAUUAAUGUACCCAUUGAACCAAACCACCAUAACUGUGAGACCAUUCCAGUCAUAAGCCUCAUCAGAGCCAAGAGCCUCUAAAUUAUCAUCAACAAAUCAAGUUAUUGGACACCCCAAGCAGCUUUAUCAAAGCUCUAACAGCCGUUAUUCAUAUUUCAGAGACAUUUCUAGAAAUGUUCAGAUACACACAAGGCUCCUUAUAUAUUUUUCAAUCUUGUUGCCUUGACAACACUUCUGGGGCUUUCCCUGUUACCAAGGAGACUGCUGUAAAGCUUUCGAUGAAGAUGCUGAAGGAUGUUGGGAUACCCAAAGACAGGGAGAAACUGAGCUGAAAACAAAAAACAGAACUACUGAAGAGGACUGGGGAGAGGAGAAAGUCAGAUGCUUCUGGCUUUUGGUCUCUGAAAAUAUAAAGUUGGAAACAUGACUUUUAAACUGGACACACAAUUUUGAUGCAGAACAAGAACUAUUUUGGCUUAUACUGCACCUGUUCUGGUUACACAGGUAGCAGUUGUGCCUGGUCAUCCUGUCGAUGUGCCCAUCAGUUUUAUUUGAAUAUAUGUAAUUAAUAGCAUUGGUGGCCUGCAGCACAUGCUCAUAUUGGGAUGCGCUCUGUGGUACUUGGUAUUUAAAAAAAAAUGUUGACAUUUUACUCACUGAAAAUGAUACAUGGAAAUUAGAGUAAAUAAAAUGUUUAUCAUUA
Molecule: messenger RNA, 3071 nt
Organism: Alosa alosa (allis shad)
Lineage: Eukaryota; Metazoa; Chordata; Actinopteri; Clupeiformes; Clupeidae
Gene: fastkd4
Product: transforming growth factor beta regulator 4
Exons: 11
Coding region: 218-2137 (639 amino acids)
Biological process (GO): mitochondrial RNA processing; regulation of mitochondrial mRNA stability
Cellular component (GO): mitochondrial matrix; ribonucleoprotein granule
Molecular function (GO): RNA binding
Source: RefSeq, a predicted model, not a curated record